Molecule: messenger RNA, 4371 nt
Organism: Colossoma macropomum (tambaqui)
Lineage: Eukaryota; Metazoa; Chordata; Actinopteri; Characiformes; Serrasalmidae
Gene: adamts18
Product: ADAM metallopeptidase with thrombospondin type 1 motif, 18
Biological process (GO): extracellular matrix organization; proteolysis
Cellular component (GO): extracellular matrix
Molecular function (GO): metalloendopeptidase activity
Source: RefSeq, a predicted model, not a curated record
AGGAGUGUGUGUGUGUGUCCGCAUGGAUCUAACGCCGCUGCUGCUGCUGUGCGCCGCUCUGAGCUUCAGCCAGGGACACGAGCAGACUCGUCAGUGUUCCUCAGCCUCAGACUCGUGUCCCAGAGCCACCGGCCUCAACCACGAUUACAUGUUUGUGACUCCAGUUGAAGUGGACUCUUUUGGAGACUUCGUUUCUCACGAUGUCUCGAGGCACCGGAGCCGGAGAUCUCUGUCGGGAAGCGGCCGUCAGAAACCCGUACACUACCGCCUCUCUGCGUUCGGCAAGGAAUUACACCUGGACCUGCGGCCGGCCGGUGUGGUGGCUGAAGGCUUCAGUGUACAGACUUUCGGCCUGGAUGGCAUCACUACGACUGAGGUGGAUCCUACAGUUCAUAACUGUCUCUAUCAGGGAACCGUGAGGAACCACUCGGCUUCAUCUGCAGCCAUCUCCACCUGCAUUGGGCUGUCAGGUCUGAUCCGGAUGUCAGGUGACGAGUUCUUCAUCACCCCGCUGCCUGAGCAUUUGGCUUUGGAGCACAACUACAGCGCCCCCGCUGGACACCACCCACAUGUAGUUUACAAAAGGUCAGCAGAGCGUAAGGUCCACGGGGACAGCACGCAGAGCCAGCAUUAUCCCAUCAACAACAAACAAGCGCCAGCGUCAUCAUCAUCUUCAUCACCACCAGCAUCAUCACCAUCACCACCAGACUACCGGCAUGGGAGGUUUCAGAGGCAGCACUUCUGUGGACGCCGCAAGCAAUACACUCCAAAGCCCCCUGCGGAUGAUCUGUUUAUCAUGCCUGAUGAGUUUGAUGCUCCGGGCCGGAUUAAACGCUCUCCGAUCUCCUCUAAUAAAGUAUCUAAGGCCGGUGGGCUGAACGUGGAGACCCUGGUGGUGGCCGACAAGAAGAUGCUGGAGAAACACGGGCGAGAAAACGUCACUACAUACGUCCUCACUGUCAUGAACAUGGUCUCCAGUCUCUUUAAAGAUGGCACCAUUGGGACAGAUAUCAACAUCGUGGUCGUCAGUCUGCUUCUUCUAGAGCAAGAUCCACUGGGACUGUCCAUUAACCACCAUGCCGACCAGUCUCUGAACAGCUUCUGCCAGUGGCAGUCGGGGCUGCUGGGUAAAAGCGGCAAACGGCACGAUCACGCCAUUCUUCUGACUGGCCUGGACAUCUGCUCGUGGAAGAAUGAGCCGUGUGACACUCUGGGUUUUGCCCCCAUCAGUGGGAUGUGCAGCAAAUAUCGCAGCUGCACCAUAAACGAGGACACUGGACUGGGCCUCGCCUUCACCAUCGCCCAUGAAUCUGGACACAAUUUUGGAAUGAUCCAUGACGGAGAGGGGAAUCCCUGUCGGAAAGCCGAGGGAAACAUCAUGUCUCCCACUCUGGCUGGAAACAACGGGGUCUUCUCUUGGUCUGCCUGCAGCCGCCAGUAUCUGAGCCGCUUUCUGGGUACAGCUCAGGCCUCCUGUCUGGUGGAUGAACCCAAGCUGAUUGGUCAGUAUAAAUACCCUGAGCAGCUCCCGGGGCAGCUCUAUGAUGCGGAUACACAGUGCAAGUGGCAGUUCGGCUCCAAGGCCAAACUCUGCAACCUGGACUUUGUGAAGGACAUCUGCAAGUCGUUGUGGUGCCACAGGACGGGGCAUCGCUGUGAGACCAAGUUCAUGCCCGCUGCGGAGGGCACCAUCUGUGGGCCGGACAUGUGGUGUCGGAAGGGUCAGUGUGUGAAGCUGGGGGAUCACGGCCCGAAGGCGGUCCACGGACAGUGGUCCGGCUGGUCAGAGUGGUCCGAAUGUUCCAGAACCUGCGGGGGAGGGGUGAUGUACCGGGAGCGAUCCUGCAACAGCCCCAGCCCACAGCACAAUGGAAGGUUCUGCCAGGGCUCCAGCCGUGUUCACCAGCUGUGUAACACUGCACCAUGCCAGCCUAAUGCUGUGGACUUUCGGGCCCAGCAGUGCGCCGAGUACAACAGCAAACCUUUCAGAGGAUGGUACUACAAGUGGAAGCCCUACACUAAAGUGGAAGACGAAGACAUCUGUAAGCUGUACUGCAUUGCAGAGGACUUUGACUUCUUCUUCGCCAUGUCCAGCAAGGUCAAGGACGGCACGUCCUGCUCCGACAACAGACUGGACGUGUGCAUCGACGGCAUAUGUGAGCCGGUGGGCUGUGACCAGGUGCUGGGCUCCUCCGCUGCGCUGGAUGCCUGCGGAGUGUGUAAAGGAGACAACUCCACCUGCAAACUGUAUAGCGGGCAGUACAACCUGCAGCACAGAGCCAACGAGUAUUACUCCAUGGUAACAGUCCCUGCCGGAGCCCGUAGUAUUCGUGUUCAGGAGGUGGAGAUUUCUUCCAGUUACCUGGCGGUCAGAGGAACGAAACGUGGCUCGUAUUAUCUGACCGGAGACUGGACGGUGGACUGGCCAGGGAAAUUCCACUUUGCUGGAACGACUUUCCACUACCAGCGCUCGUUCAACCAGCCGGAGAGUCUGUACGCCGCUGGACCCACUAAUGAGAGCCUGGUGUUUGAAAUCCUGCUGCAGGGGAAGAACCCAGGCGUGCUGUGGGAGUACACACUGCCCCUACAGGAGAAAAAACCCAACUACACCUGGACCGUGAUCCGCUCUGACUGCUCAGCUACAUGCGCAGGAGGUCGCGUGUCGAUGAAAGCCAUCUGCCUGCAGGACCAAAGCGCUCAGGUUAACUCUUCACUGUGCAACCCUCAGACCAGACCAGCGGUGGGCUCUCAACUCUGCAACACCCACCCCUGCCCUGCCCAUUGGAGUGUGGGAGAGUGGGGCGUGUGCAGUGCGAGCUGUGGUGGAGGGCGGCAAAGUCGGACCGUACGCUGCGUGAGGAAGGUCGUCUAUCAGCGAGAGGAGGUGGAGUCUCCUUCACACUGCCCUGCCCCCUCACCUGCACACUCACAGUCCUGCAACACAAACACCUGCCCACCAGAGUGGAGCACCGGAGUCUGGACACAGUGCUCUAAGACAUGUGGGCGUGGCCUAAAGACGCGGAGCGUGUUCUGCCGGAGCACUGACCCCGGCGCCCGGGCGGUGGUAUUGCCGGACAGCAUGUGCAAAGUCCAUCUGAAGCCCAAAGCGCAGGAGACGUGUGUUCUGAGCCGCUGUCCGAAAAACGAGCGACUGCAGUGGGUCCCCUCAGCCUGGGGAGAGUGUUCGGUCUCGUGUGGAGGAGGGUUUAGGAGGCGUGAGCUGCGCUGCGGAGAGAGAGACUCCACCGGAGGAUUCUCUGAAUUCCCCCCACGGAGGUGCAGGAAUGUGCGGAAGCCCCAGACUGAGCUCCAGCAGGCCUGUAAUAAAGCCCCCUGCCCUCAGCUCCCCCCACCCAGCCUGGGCAGAGCGGGCAGCGUCGUCGGGCUGGGCUGGUACUCCUCGCCCUGGCAACAGUGUACAGUGUCGUGUGGAGGAGGCGUGCAGACCCGCAGUGUUCAGUGCCUCAGGCAUGGCCGUCCUGCGGCCGGGUGUUUACCCCAGCACAGACCCCUCAGCUCCCGAGCAUGCAACACACACUUCUGCCCUGCUCCUGGCCCUGCCCUCGGCCCUGCCCACAGUCCUGUUCUUAAAGGAGAGCAGAACUGUAUUGAUUACUACGGCUGGUGUCACCUGGUGCCCCAACACGGCGUGUGCAACCACAAGUUUUACGGCGAACAGUGCUGCAAGUCAUGUUCAGCCAAUAAGCUUUAGAGCUGGAGGACUACAUUUCCCAUGAGCACCCUCACUGACUCUUACUGACUGGGAAAAUAAGAGCCUACAGAUACCCAGAGGGCCCGAACUGGACAUUUUUGGGGGAAAAAGUGCAGAGAAAAUGAAAGCUGGAGGCGCGGAGCCCUCGUUGUUCCUGGAGUACUUGAUUGCAGAACACUUUGGAGGAAAAAAUGGACUCGUGUUUUUGAUAAACUGUGUUCAAGAGAAGCUCUGCAGGUUUGGGAACUACCGCGUAACUGGAAAUUCAGUGCUGUAAACAGCCACGUCUGUCUCUUUACAGCUUUUUGUGUGGAAAUCAUGGUUAAAAAAAUCAUUAUUUUCUAAGCCAUCCAGUUCCUCGAGCUAUGGAUCAAUUCAUUUAUAUAUUUUGUACAUUUCGGAGUCCCUUUAAAUUAUUCUGGUUAAAUUGUGACUGUGCAUGUCUGUUGUACUGUAGAUUUGACCUUUGCACCUUGUUUUGUUUGUGUGACCUCUUCAUAAACACCAUCAGAAGAUACUUUACAGUCAAUACUUUUACAUAGUUUUAAAGUCAUUCUGCCUGUUUUAUUUGUCCAUGUCUGUGUACUGGUGCUGUUUCCACAUUAGGAUGUGCUAUAAAUAUUCACAUUCCAUAUCCAUCAAUGGUGCAAGCUCAUGAU